CGCCUGCCUAUAUAAGAAAGGGAAAGUUUUCUAAGAUUCAAGCAAAAACAAAGUGUCCAGAGACUAAAAGCAGACAAGAAGAAGCAUCGUUUUCCUGUGCGUAAAACUUAAUAAAAGUGCCAAAAGAUGGAAAAGUCGGUGAGGUUCGCCGUGGUGUGCGUCGGAGUGUCUCUGCUCAUCUCAUGCCAGCCGGUCCAAGCCUGGUACAAGCAGGUGACCGGACCCAGCUACUACUCUGUGGGCCGCGCCUCCGGGCUCCUGUCCGGCAUCAGGAGGUCUCCCUAUGUCCGGAGAGCAGAGACCGAGGACACGGUGAUGGACAGCGGGGAGGCGGCGGGGGGCAACGCGAUCCAAGACACCAACAGGCAGAUCUCCGUCCUGAAGAACAUGGCCAUCUGUCUGAAGGACAUCUCUCCAAACCUGAAGAGCUGCGAGCUGCUGCAGGAUGGGACUGGCACCUUCCAGUGCAAGGCAGAUGUCUUCCUCACUCUGGACUCCUUGGACUGCCUGUCUGCAUGAGUCCCUGUAAAUCCUCCUCAUCACCCUCUUAAAAAAAACAUUAAAAAAGAUAUAUAGAGAAAAGCAGAUAGAGAUCAAAACAGAGAUGAUGGAUAGACAGAGAUGGGUUUUGAUAACAGAGUGUGUGGCUGAAUAUUCUCUCUUUUAUUUUAAAGUGAAAAAAAAAAUUUUUCAAUUUUGCUUUGGAUGUGUAGAAGAAAAAAAAUAUGUAAACAAGGAAAAAAAUAAAGCCAAAAGUUAGUCAAAGCCAUUUCAUCCCUUGUAUACACCAAAAAUGUUCAGAAAUGUCCCCAAGUUUCUCUGCAGUUUUCAAGAAUUCCUGUAAAUGACUUUUAUUUAUUUAUCUAUUAAAAUGAACAAAUAAUAUUAA
Molecule: messenger RNA, 889 nt
Organism: Cyprinodon tularosa
Lineage: Eukaryota; Metazoa; Chordata; Actinopteri; Cyprinodontiformes; Cyprinodontidae
Gene: npb
Product: neuropeptide B
Exons: 2
Coding region: 127-519 (130 amino acids)
Biological process (GO): feeding behavior; G protein-coupled receptor signaling pathway
Molecular function (GO): G protein-coupled receptor binding
Source: RefSeq, a predicted model, not a curated record